UUGAUGAAAAAAACUAACGGCAGUCUAUUGGAUACCCCAUCCACCAAUAAGCGACAAAACUCUCAUAUUGAGGCCAUCCAUGAAGGGGCUCGCCGCGAAUCGAUGAUUUUGUUGGAAAAGGCGACGAGUCCCACUGAGGCGACAAGGCACCACAGCGCUAUUGCCAGAUUGAAGACUAUCUUCCCGUGCAGUAACGCUGAGCAUGGCACCGGAAGCAAACCUGAUGGAAUGGAGAACCUUCAAAGUCCAGAGGGAGUAAACCAUACCUUCCUCAAGUCGGAGUUGCGACACUCAAGGAUGCACACUCACCCCUUGGGAGUAUUUCUCGCCCUUAUCAGCGGCGAUGCACCGAAGGCUCAGUACGAGAUCGAGCAUGAAGUUGAUGUUAUGAUGACCACUGAAGGCCCUGACCAAGUAGAGGCCGAGAUGGACGGCUUCGGUGAAUAUGUUACUAAGAAGUGGCUAAUUGUGCAUUACACUUUCCUCGGCGAAUAUCAGAAUGGUUAUUCUGAUUGGGGUUAUGCGCAGGUUGGCUAUGGCCCAUCUAGUGAGUGGCUCCGUCACGCUGGCUUCCAGGACUUCCAAGCCACUCCAGAGCAGUCCACUGAACUGGAGCGUCAUUACAAGAAGACUCAGAAGAAGGCCGAUAAAAUCCGCGACUCGGCAUCGGAUGCGUGA
This is a messenger RNA of Perkinsus marinus ATCC 50983, 678 nucleotides long. RefSeq lists its product as hypothetical. The transcript has 5 exons. Lineage: Eukaryota; Perkinsozoa; Perkinsida; Perkinsidae. The record is from RefSeq and is a predicted model, not a curated record. The annotation marks the transcript as partial.